Messenger RNA from Sphaerulina musiva SO2202, 795 nucleotides. RefSeq lists its product as uncharacterized. The record is from RefSeq and is a predicted model, not a curated record. Lineage: Eukaryota; Fungi; Ascomycota; Dothideomycetes; Mycosphaerellales; Mycosphaerellaceae. Bases 1 to 795 code for a protein of 264 amino acids. The transcript has a single exon.
AUGCAUCACCUCCACCUCCUCCUCUUCACCACCUUCCAAGUCGUCCUCGCACGCACAGACCUCACAGGCUGCACAUCCACCUCCGUCUCCUCUCCCGCAGGCGCCUCCAUCGCCUGGUACGUUCCGGAAACAGGCGAAGUCUGCGAUUUUCUCGACUGUGGAGGAGGUCGUGCUCCACCGAAAACUACGGUUCCGGGAUGUCCAUUGUAUUCUGGGACUGCGAGUUAUAGUCCGUUGUAUUUGGCUGCUGGGGUUGGGGAGAUGGGGGUGGCUUUUUCUUCUUUUUCUGCUUCUUUUGCUACUGCUUCUGCUACUGCUUCUGCUGCGACGGUAGAGGUGGAGGGAGAGGCGGCAGUGGAGAUGACGACUUCUACGACAACGACAUCAUCUUACUCUUCUGGAGUUACGAUAUAUUCUUCUCCUUCUCCUUCUCCUCCUCCUCCGACAACAACAACAACAACGGACCAUAUUACUAGUACCUCUGCUCCAACAACCUCCAUUCCAUCUUCCCCUCUUCCUCCUCCCAUUGUACUCGGCAGUACCAACACUACUACCACCACCAACACCAACACCACAACCACCACUUCUAUAGCAGAACACGGUAGCCGUAACGGAACAACAACGACAUCAACAACACCUUCUAUCACAAACAGUGGAAUCUUACCUUCAUCUCAACAACAACAACAGACUAGUGGAGCGACUAGAAAAGUAGUAGAAAUUGGAAGGAGGGGUUAUUGGAUAGGAGGGUUGAUGGGGAUUUCAUGCGUGGUUGGGGGUUGGGGGUUGUUGGAGUAG